AUGGAUGAUGAAGUUAAGAAAAAAAAUACUUCUACAAGUAUGGACGAUGAAAUAAAUGAAGAUAAUUUAUUUAAUCUUAAACGAUUAAAAGAUGGUUAUGUAUCUAUUAUUGAUAAAAUGGGUUAUGGAAAAUUUAAACCUUAUUUACAACGUUUAUUUCAUUCAGUUGAAAUUAUGUUUAUACAUGAAGUAACUGAAUUUAAAAAAAUUGAUGCCAAAUAUCAAGACAUGGUACGUCAAUGUCAUAUCUAUGAAAAAACAUUAUCUAUGCUUAAAGAAAGAAAUUCAUGUGAAAUGAGUCCGUUUAAUGAAUCAAGUAAUACAUAUGCAUUUGACGAUUUAACUAAAGUUACUCCAUAUCUUGCACCUGAUCUUCUUCAAUCAACACUUGGUAUUGGAACUAUAGCUGGUGGUAGUACAUCAUUACAAUUUCGUUUACCUAGUCGACAUUCAUCAUUAUCAAAUCAUCAAUAUGUUUCAACACCACUUGGACCUACACGAAUAAUGAAAUCAUCAGUACCUCUUGCUCAUUUUGAUGAUGAUUCUUCAUUAGUACUUACAACUAGUCUUGGUUUUCAACAACAAGUAAAACAAUUUGUUGAUGUUUAUACACAAUCAGAAUCUCCUGUAAUAAUUGAAACAAAAGAUUUUUCUUGUCAAAUAAUUCCAUUAUAUAAUGAUAAACAAAUUGAAACAAUACAAUUUACUAGUGAAUAUCAAUCAACACAAACAGAUAUAAUUUUAACAGAAACAAUUGCUUGUCAAAUAAAUCCAAAUUUAAAUGAUUGUUCAAUACAAACUAUUUUAAAUGAACAAAAAGAUUUUUCUUGUCAAUAUAUACCAAAUUCAAAUGAUCAAACUACUGAAACACUUAUAACUAAUUAUAAUACACAAAUAAUACAAACUGAUGAUAUUUCUAUGAAGGAUUAUUCAUGUCAAAUAACACCUGAAUAUAUCGAUCAACAAAUUGAAACAAUACCUAUCUUAACACAAGAUAUUGCUUUACAAUCAUCAUUAAAUAAUUCUACAAUAUAUGAUGAUCAAUAUAUUCAAACUGAUUUUAUUUAUCAUAAUGAUGUAUCAACUCAAUAUGAUCUUGAUAUAGAAGAUAGACCUGAUACAGCUAUUCUUCCGAUUAUAUUUAGUGAAGAAUUACCAAUAUCAAAUGAAAUUGAAAUUUCAAUUGAAAAUCAUCAUAUAGAAUUAGAGAAAAAAAUUUUUCUUGAUCAAGAAUGUCAAACAAUAAAUAAUAAUCUUUAUCAAUUAAAUCAAUAUACUCAAACAUCACAUAUUUAUUUAAAUGAUUGUGCAUCACAAUCAUCAAUAAUAACAGUUAAAAAUCAAUAUAUUCAAACUGAAUCCAAUAUGAAUUUAUAUUCAUCAUCACUUUAUAUUAUACCAACAUCUAUUAAUCAAUCAUGUUGUUCAUCAAAAAUUAUAAUUCUACCAAAAGAAAAUCAUAUAUCUUCAUCUCCUAUUGUUAUGGAUCAAGAAAUUCAAUGUAAUCUUCCUUCAUUAGAAAUAUCAAUUCCAAUUUCAAUUGAACAUAAAACGAAUAAUAUGGAUAGAAGAAGUAUUAUUCAACAACAAUUAGAUGAAAAAGAAAAACAAAUGAAUAAAAUUAUAGAAGAAUAUGCUGUACUUUAUGGAGAAUAUGAAACAGAACGACGUCGUAAUAUGGAUUUAACUGAAGCUCGUGAUCGUUUAGCUGAUCAUAUAAAAAUUCUUUCAGAUGAAUUAGGUGAUCGAGAGAUCAAUCAAGAAAAAUUAUUAAUUAAAAGUUGUCAACAAAAUAAACUAAUUAAUUAUAUGUUACCUCAAAUUGAUUGUUCUCCGAUACCAAAAAAAAAACAUCAUUCGGCCACUAGUUUUCGUCGACUUUUACCCAAAUUUAAAUGA
Molecule: messenger RNA, 1899 nt
Organism: Rotaria sp. Silwood1
Lineage: Eukaryota; Metazoa; Rotifera; Eurotatoria; Philodinida; Philodinidae
Source: the annotation of a GenBank genome assembly